CCAUUCGCUAUUGUUUUGGGGAUUUGGUGUCUCCAUAAUCGGCUAAAUUAUUUUGCAUUUUCGAUUUUGCAAGGUUUUUAGAGAGGCGUAGGGGCUGAUUUUGGCAGCAUCCGCAUCUGGAGGAUUUGUUCUUUGCUUUGAUGCCACUGUACGUAGUGAUGGUCGCUGGACCCAAGUCAACAAACGGGCAGGAGUCAGCCAAUGACAGUGCCGCGGGCAGCGUUGGUUUGGUGCGGAGGCGUGGCUCCUCGCAGUGGCUCCGGCAAGACCCGGUGGCGAGCACGAGUUCUUCGGGCCGAAGCCUGUUCCAGCGGGCCGCCGACGGAGGCGCCAGUCUGCGCGUGGACAAGUGCCGCGUCGUUCUCACGCGAAUACCUGAGCUGGACGCCCUGACGAAGAACACGCCGUCGGUGCGGCUGCCCCCUGAGGCCACCGAAGCAGACUUGCGCAAGACCCUCAAUGACACCAGGAGUGAACCUUCUGUGGAUGAAGACCCGCAGUAUGUCCUGAAGACUGAACCAAAGCUCUACAAGAUCGAUCUCGCCGCUCUUGGCCUGCCUGCUCCUCCUGAAGACAUGCCAGACAUUGACGUUCUGACGCCGUGUUGUUCGCAGAUCGACGUAUUCUCGUUUGGACUCACUUCUUUUCCCACUCUCCCAAAACCAACUCCUCACGUCGACCUCUAUGAUAAGAACUUUCCAGGCAUCGAGGGCCGCCGCGUGGAGGUGCACUGUUGCGAGUGUCUGAGGCUGAUGAGCGUGAAGGAAUUCGUCAAGCACCUCUCUGUCUGCUUGAAAAACGGAGAGCAGUGUCCUUUGUGCGGCAGGUGCAAGCCGAUGGAAGGCCUUUCGUCCCACGUCCUGCGCCACUUUAUCCUCAACGAGCUUCGACAGCCCGUUUGCUGCCCUUUGUGCCAAUCUGUGCUGUACAACGAGGCCAACCUGACGAUGCACGAGCUCUCCAUCCACCUCUGAAGCUGCGAUAAGUUUAUUUUCUCUUAGCUUCGUACGGCACAGCACGAACAGUGAUUUUUAUUUCGAGAUACUUUGGUUUUAAGAAAUCCAACCCUGAUGUGGGGUGGAGUAUCAGUCUAUAACCCUUAAAAAGAAGGUGUAACAGAGACACUGAGAAUUUCAGGGGUUGAUUUUUUUUUGUUUUCUAUUCGUUUACGCUUAAAUAUCGAAAAAUUCACUGAAUAUUGUUGAGGAAUGUUCAAAAUCUCUAAUUUUUGAAAAUAAAUUGCUUUUCAGUAUUAUA
Cloeon dipterum is the source of this 1257-nucleotide messenger RNA. RefSeq lists its product as uncharacterized. The transcript is spliced from 7 exons. The record is from RefSeq and is a predicted model, not a curated record. NCBI's taxonomy places the organism in Eukaryota, Metazoa, Arthropoda, Insecta, Ephemeroptera, Baetidae. The coding region runs from base 141 to 974 and encodes 277 amino acids.